AUGAAGUUCAUCUCUCUUGUUUUUCUCUCAACUGCGGCUUCCGCCCUUUCUAUACAGCCUCGGCAGUUUGGCGGAUUUUUUCGUGGACCGCCCAAUGCUGAGAAUGGCGCUAUCCCCAGUGGCACUUUUCCACAAAAUGAUGCCAACAACGGUGACAAUCAAGGUGCUGGAAAUGGGGCGAAUAACGGAAACAGUAAUGGGCAGGAAAACAGGGGCGGACAAGGGAACAAUAAUGGUCAGGGAGCUGGCGACGCUACUGGCGGUGGUGAUGGGGCUGCAGUGGACGGCCAGACGGUAGUAUUUACCGAAAUCAAUGGAGUAUCUGGCAAUGAGUGCCUCACAUUCCAAAACAACGGCGAAAUCGUUGACGCAGCUUGUGUCAAUACCGCUGCAGACCGUCAAGUUACUCCCUCCACAGUCAAUGGGCAGAGCGCACUUCGAGUCCAACGAACCUUCACCGCAGGCUUCAGACCUGAUCUUGUGGGCGUUCAGGCAUGCAUUGGAUUCAACGGGACUCACUUCCGUGCUGAGGGCUGUGACGCCCAAGGAAUCGAGCCAGUCACCUUUCAGAAUGGCCAGUUGGUAGCCUCCGGCGGCGCUUGCGCGAGCGGUCACGAUGAUUUGGCACAGAUGACAGUCGACGCAAGUGGAGCCCAGUGUGCAACUUACAGCACCACCAACGUUCAACCUGCAACUUCUUGA
Messenger RNA from Fusarium venenatum, 702 nucleotides. RefSeq lists its product as uncharacterized. Lineage: Eukaryota; Fungi; Ascomycota; Sordariomycetes; Hypocreales; Nectriaceae. The record is from RefSeq and is a predicted model, not a curated record.